Fonticula alba is the source of this 4138-nucleotide messenger RNA. RefSeq lists its product as hypothetical. Gene Ontology annotation, cellular component: cytoplasm. The transcript is spliced from 4 exons. The coding region runs from base 18 to 3989 and encodes 1323 amino acids. The record is from RefSeq and is a predicted model, not a curated record. Lineage: Eukaryota; Rotosphaerida; Fonticulaceae. Gene Ontology annotation, molecular function: protein-folding chaperone binding; ATPase inhibitor activity.
GCGAGCCAGCGCCGCUCAUGGCCCGCGAGAAGUUCAAGCACUCAUGGGAGUCUCGUGUCACCGCCGGCCCGGUGCCCCUCGAUCGCAUCACACAUUCCGGCAGCGUCGGCACACCCGCCACCCUGACCCCCCCCUCGACUCUGGCCCCGCCCGCCUGCUGGGCCUCUUCCUCUUCCACCGGGGCCCGGAUGCGCUCGUCCUCCGGCUUUGGCCAGCCUCUCGGAGGCGGCAACAGCGGCACCUCCGCCACCGCCAUGCACAGCGGCGGCACGCCGCUGGUUUCCCUCUUGCAAGCCGGCCUGCCGGCCUCCCUGCCCACCUCCCUGCCGGGCUCCACCUCCUGGCCGGGGCCGGGCUCCCUGCUGUCGAACCAGCUUCUGUCUUCUGGCGGCCCGGGGCCGGCCGGCGAGCUAUUUCCCCCACCGGCCAUGGUUGCUGAUGGCCACCACCAGGUGACCAUCGCCGUGGCGAUAAUCUUCAACCCGGCCGGGCGGCAGGUGCUGUUGGAUCAAUUCUUCGCCAGCCUGGCUCUGGUGGACCACUAUCUCGAGCGGGAUCUCCUGCGUGUGGUCACUCGCGAGGUGCAGGUGGCCCUGGAUCUGGGCGAGUCCCUCGAGGCCGCCCGGUCACGGUCUUCCUCCACGUCCUCGACCUUUUCCGGCUGCUCGGUGUCGGCUCCGCUGCCGGUGGCCGGUGGCCCGGCCGGGGCAGGUCCCUUUCCCGGGGGCGGCCUGUCGCGGGCCGCCGCCGGGUCCAUGUCCGGCUGGCUUCCCCCGGGCCCGGCCGGGGCCUCGCUCGGGUCUUCGGUCUCCUCCCUUUCCUCGUGCUCCUCCUUUUCAGCCUCCCCCCCGCCGGGGACCAUGGCCAGCUUCUCGCAGCCGUGGUUCCACCAGGGGCCCCUGGGGAUCCUGCCACCGCCGUCGCCCUCCGCCUCGCCGUCCGUCUCGCCCGGGGGGCAGCUGCUUUUCCCGGCCCUGAUUCCCCCCUCGACAUCCUCCAUGGCGGCGGCGGCGGCGGCGGCCUCCUCCUACCACCUGCCCUCAUCCUUCCCCCUGAAGCCCGGGUAUAUGCCCUCCGAAUGGGGGCCGUCCCCCUCGCAAGCUCCCUUCCCGGCGGGCAGCCAGCCCGGUUGCCUGGCCGCCGAGCCGCCCCCGGCUCCGAUCCCCACCAUCACCCUGUCCCCCCCGCCGACAUCUUCCUCCCUGUCGGAGUCGCCCUUUGCCUCGGCCUCCUCGUCCAACUCCUCGUCGGUGUGUUCCUCGCCCUCGCCCUUCAGCAGCCUGCCCUUCCCCGUGGUUGUCGGCGCCGCUGGUGCCGGUGCCCCGGCCGCCGGUGGUUUGCCCACCGCCAGCCUCGGGUCUCCCUCGCCCUCGGGCAUGAUGCCCUUCCCGGUGGCCGGCACUCCGCCCCACCUGGGCGGGGGAGGAGCUGGUGCUGGGAGCGGCUCGGCGGCGCUCCUGCUGGCUCCCUUCAGUUUCGCCGGCAACGAGCUGGUCGCCUCCUCGGUGCUGGCCUUCCAGACGCAAGUGGUCCAACUGCUGGCGGCUCCGCGUCUUGCCCAGCCGGUCUGGCUGCAAUCUUGUGCCGAGCGUUCCCGGCUGCCUGGCCCGGCAAACGCCCCGAGCCCUCGGCCGCAGUUUGCCCUUGUGCCCCGUCUGGCCGAUGUCCUUGUGGCCGACUUGAUUUUCUUGAAUUACUUCUUCCGCGAUCAAAACCUGCCGAACCUCCUCUCGGAGAUCCUGACCGCGGUGCUUGUCUACCAUCGUUCCUGGGUCUCGACCAUCAUCCCCAAAGCCACAACCAGCCGCCUGCCGGCCGGGGCUGCCGCCACUGCCGGUGACAGCCCGCGCGGCAGUCGGCGGCCUGGCCUGUCGGCGGCCUCGGCCCAGGCGGCCUGCCUGUAUGGGAGCGUCGCUCCGCACACGGUGUCCGAGCUGUCGGCCAGCGCCGAUCCCCAAGUGACCGCGGCUCGUGCCACGGCCUCGGUUCCCAUCCCGGCCUCGGGCCUGGGCGACGGGUCGGCCGCCAGCACGCCGGCCACGCCGGCCUCGUCGUUGAGUCUGGGCGGCGAUUCGGCCGGGCCCCUGGCCGAUGAGGACUCCACUCCGGCCAUGGAGCAUGGUGCCCCGGUGGCAGCCACACCCAAGUCCGUCUCCGGGCUCACCCAAUCGCGAGUGGUCAUUGUCGGUGGCCCGGCCCGGGUGACCAAGGCCCUGUUGAAUGUCCUUUCCUACUUCCUGCGAUGUUCCCCGGAGGUGGGCAUCCAAGUGACCCCCGACGGGGCUUCCGAGUCCCCGCCUCCGGCCAAUCCCACCGCCGCCAGCAGCAAGCCGGCUUGUCGUUUCAUCGUGCCGCUGCCCUGUCAUGCCGGCGGGUCGCGGGUCGCCACGGCACCGGCCUCGUCAGGCCCCUCCCCGUCAUCCUCGUCCUCCUCGCCCUUCUCCUCUUCCGCUCCGGCCUCGUCUUCCUGGUCAUCAUCCGCAGCGGCAUCAUCUUCCUCUUCUUCGCCAUCGUCGACGCCAGCCCGGCCUCGCCCGGCUCGAUCAUCCAUGCCGUCCCUUCGCCCUGACCGGCGUCCUGGCGGCGGCAUGCCUUCGGGCCACCCCCUGUUGGGUGGCCUGUGUCCGCAUGGAUUCACCCCGGAUCUGGUGUUGCAGGCGAUCCCCUUCCGCAGCAUGCCGGUGUUGCCCUUCACACCUGCCGAGGCCCUGGCCGGGGCCGUGCCCGCCGGGCCGUCGCCCACCGGCGGCGGGCCAUCCGGACAACUUGUCGGCGACUCGCCCACCGGGGCCCUGGACCGCCUGGUGCGAGACGUGCGUGGGGCUCUUGGCCGGCGUCUGCCCACCGGUGCCGGUGGCACUGCCCGCUCGGCCCCGGUGGUGCGGAGCUCGGCCGUGGUCAUUGACUUGACAUCCCUCGGGUCGUGGGGAGCUGGCUGGCUGGUUCCGUCGCUCCGGCGCCCGGUCCGCCCGGGGCCUCCUCCCCCCGGGCCAGCCGGGGGGGUUCCUGCCUCGGCGGCAGCAGCGGCCGCGGCCGCGGCCGCCGCCGUUGUCCACGCGGCCGGCGCCGGUGCCAGUCUUGUGGCCUCCUCGCCCGGGCCCGGGUCGCCGGCUGUUCCGGCGGGUGCCGCGGCGACCGAGGCCGAGCCCUCCAUGUCCACUCUCACGGCUCCCUUCCCCCGGGGGGGCGCGGCCUGCUCGGUGGACUCCACUGGCCGGCCGAUUGUCUUCAUCCUGGAAAGCCAGCUCCUGCCCUCGCUCCGAGCCACCCCCACCCGCCGGCGCCUGGUGACCAGUUCGCCCUCGGUGGCUGCGCUGCUGCACACGGUGGAACUUCUCCAUCGGACUGGUCUUCCCUCGGCUGUGGUUUCCCAGCACAUGGAGGACAGCCUUCAGGUGCUCUUCCUCCGCAGCGUCCUCCUGGCGGAGUAUGUCGCCUCGAUUUCGGUCCCUGCCCCGAUGGCCUCGCCUUCGGGCCCGGGCCGCCAGCCGACACCGGUGAUGGAUCCCUCUCUCGAGGCCAAUGGGGCUCCUGCCAUGGCACAGCCAGCCACAUCGUCAUCCGUCCCCGGGGGCGGACAAUCGAUCGCACAACACAUGCCACCCUCGCUCACGUAUCGCCACGUGUCGCAGAAGCUCGGCCUGCCCCUUGGUGACAUGCCGCUGCUGGUGGCCAUCGCUUCGACGCACUCCGACUACUAUGGGCGGCCGUUGGAUGCCUGUCUCAUGGCGCCGGGCUCGGCGCCAGGGCCUGCCGGCGCCGCCGAUCCUCCCCACCUUGCGGCGGUGGCCCCGGCCCUCGCACAGGAGGAUGGCACGCCACUGGAUCGGAUUCUCUCCUUCUCGACGCGGUUUUUGGCCAGCGAGAAGCUCUUCGACUCGAUGCUCGGGCAUCCCUCCCUCUUGACGCCAUUCGGUGUGGUGGCCGGCGCCGGCGCCAGCCCCUCACACCGUCAUGGCCCCCACCCGGCCGUCGUUGCCACCAUGUAAAGGUUGGCCAUGUGUCCCGCCCGGCACCCGGCCUGGCUUCAUCUCUUCACAUCCCCCCCCCCCUCUCCUCCCUCCCUUGCCACCAAGAGCAGGCCGCCGCCUGUGUCCUCGGGGAUGUCUCCCCUUCUGUACAUUACACUUCUCCCCCC